AUGCAGGUCGGUGACUUUCCGGCCAGAAAGCCGCUCAAGCUCCUCGAUGCUGCCGAUACAAACAACCUGGGUGUAGUCCUCACUGACCCACAGCGGGAUUGGUGUGCCCCAGAAACGGUUGCGGCUCACGCACCAGUCACGUGCGUCUGCAAUCCAGUUGCGGAAACGCUUCUCCUUAACGAAUCGUGGCACCCACUCAGUCUGUUCGACGCAGCGCAGAAUGUCCUCGCGGUAGUCCUCCACCUUGAUGAACCAGCAGCUGACAGCGCGAUAAACCAGAGGCGUGUCACUACGCCAGCAGAACGGAUACGAGUGCACCAGAGUCCCUGCAUGUACGAGCCUACUAAGCUCCUUCAACAUGCGCUUGAUUUCGGAAUCCGCGUCCUUAAUGUACAUGCCGCCCACGCGCUUAAGGUGGGACUUGAAGUUGCCACUCUCGUCGAUCAGCUCAGGCAGCGCUCCACGGAUAAUGCCGUUGCGCUUGCAAACUCUCAUAUCCUCCUCACCGAAGUAUGGUGCGGCGUGCACGAUACCACUACCGGCGUCAGCAGUGACCAUCUUGUCGCCCACGAUCACGUAGGAGCGCGACAGCUGCUCCUCGCCGAAGCCGGGCUCGGCGGCGUAGAAGUCGAAUAG
Molecule: messenger RNA, 636 nt
Organism: Babesia ovata
Lineage: Eukaryota; Apicomplexa; Aconoidasida; Piroplasmida; Babesiidae
Exons: 1
Coding region: 1-636 (211 amino acids)
Source: RefSeq, a predicted model, not a curated record